AUGUCUGACGUUCCGGAUCUUAGCAGUGAUGAAGAUUACGACGAAGAGGAAUGGCAGGAAAUGGACGCUAAUAACCAGUCAGUAACAUGUUUGUUUUGCACAUCUGUUCUGCCUACAAUAGAAGAAUGUGUCUCACACUGUGAAAAAGACCAUAACUUUAACCUGAGCGCCCUAAAAUCAAAGUUUAACAUGGAUUGCUAUUCUUAUAUAAAGUUAAUAAAUUAUAUUAAAACACAUAAACCAAAAGCAGAAGAAAUAAUGAGUUCUAGUACAGCUCAAUGGAGUGACGAAAAGUAUUUAAAGCCUGUUGAUAACGAUGAAUGGUUAAUGUUUGAUUUUGAAUCAUUACCUGAAAAUGUUAGCCCUCCUAAAUCUUACCACGCGAAUGUAGAAAAUGGAUUAGUUACAUUAUCACAAGCACAUUUUCUUGAGCUUCAGAGGACAAUACAAAAUUUAACCGAGCAACUCAAGGAGUCACAGACUCAUCUUCAGAUGGCUAGGGAAGAUAUGCAUAAGAUGCAAAGUUCAAUGAAAACAAUUGUGGAAGGAAAUGCCGAUGCCGCGUGUAAUGACAGUUCAAUGAUUAUUGAUUGUGUUUCCAAAGUACCAUUAGAAUGCGAUGAGGGAUAUUUCAGUAGUUAUGCUCAUUUUGGUAUUCAUUAUGAUAUGCUCUCUGACAAAGUUCGCACUGAAAGCUAUAAAAAUGCUAUACUUCUCAACAAAGAUACUUUCAAAGAUAAAAUAGUCCUUGACUUAGGCUGUGGAACUGGUAUUCUAUCUAUGUUUUGUGCAACAGCCGAAUCUAGGAUAGUAUAUGCUUUAGAUCAAUCAGAAGUCAUUUACCAUGCCAUGGAUAUUAUAAGAGAAAACAACUUUACAAAUAAAAUAAAAACUAUUAAAGGUAGACUUGAAAAUACAAAACUGGAUGAAAAAGUAGACAUUAUUGUUUCGGAAUGGAUGGGCUACUUUCUACUAUUUGAAGGGAUGUUAGAUAGUGUUAUAUAUGCUAGAGAUAACUGUUUAAAUCCUGGUGGUAUUUUAUUACCUAAUCGGUGUAAUAUAAGUUUGGUUGCAAAUGGAGAUAUUGAUACACACAAGAAACUUAUUAACUUUUGGUCAGAUGUUUAUGGAUAUAAAAUGAACUGUAUGAAAUCGGAAGUAGUUAGAGAAGCUAGUGUUGAAGUGGUUGCAUCAAAACACAUUAUUUCUGAGCCGUGCAUUGUAAAAGAUAUUGAUCUGAACACAUGUAAUACUAACAUAGUAGACUUCACAUCACCAUUUAAACUAUGUGUCACACAAGAUGGGUUUGUUACAUCGCUCGUUGGUUAUUUUGACACAUUUUUUGACUUACCAACUCCAGUGACCUUUUCAACUGGUCCUCAUACUGUACCAACCCAUUGGAAACAAACUAUAUUUUACUUUAAGGAUUGCAAGGAAGUGAGGAAGGGAGAUUUUAUAGAAGGCACAAUCACUUGUAGUCGGUUAAAAACUGAUGUGAGAGGACUUUCAGUGCAAAUAAAUGUGUUUGGUAAAACUCAUAAGUAUAUUCUCAGUUAA
This is a messenger RNA of Parnassius mnemosyne (clouded apollo), 1557 nucleotides long. The record is from the annotation of a GenBank genome assembly. NCBI's taxonomy places the organism in Eukaryota, Metazoa, Arthropoda, Insecta, Lepidoptera, Papilionidae.